AUGGACGAAGCACGUGCUCUCUUUUUCGAGAACGUCCCUGUAGAGCGUGAGGAAGCUGAGGACCAGAAGGAGGGGGAAGCCGCAGAUAACGAUUCUGCACCCGAAACCAGCGCAGCAGAGAGGACAAGACCAGUCCCUUGCCGAGGCCGCAUCCCUCACAGUGCAAUUCACUUCACUGUGUUGGGUAAAGAAGGAGAGGAGGACGCCUGUGAUGUCCUAUUACAGGACCUUGGUGUGGAGGUCUUCACUCUUGACACAUCGGAGUCAACAGGGAAUGACCGUAUGAAGGAGCUUAUGAGGUUCGAAGCUUUGCGUAGCUACAUCGAGAGGAACGGGAGACCUUAUAAUUUCCUACCAUCCCAGGAGGAAGUGUCAAAAGAGGUGCGCCAGGCGAUGGCUUCUCACGAGAAGGAUCGCCUCGCAGCAGAGGAGGUGACUGAUGGGCUUACUGAGGCGUAG
This is a messenger RNA of Perkinsus marinus ATCC 50983, 459 nucleotides long. RefSeq lists its product as hypothetical. Lineage: Eukaryota; Perkinsozoa; Perkinsida; Perkinsidae. The transcript is spliced from 5 exons. The record is from RefSeq and is a predicted model, not a curated record. Bases 1 to 459 code for a protein of 152 amino acids.